GCAAAAAUGCACAUAAAUAAUUAAUGAGGUUCAACCACUAAGCAAGUUCGAGUGAAAGCUACAUUAAUAGAUGUACGAAGAAGAAUUGAUCAAAAUUGUUAUUCAAAAGAAAAGGAGAUUCAUUCGAAGCAAAAUAGGAAAAGUCAUCUUACAUCAAUUACACAUUCACAAUAACAGUGACUUUAUUCAAGUGGAAGGACUGCUUCUAAAUACCAAUUGUAGCUAGUGAUAUGCUCCGAACAACUGCUUCACCUUAUCUUCCUUCCGAAGCCCAGGAAGAUGUCCCUGCGUUAGCGAAGCUGGUUAAUCUCUCCUCGUCAGAAGAAACUAGUCAAUCUAUUAAGACGGAAGCACACGAUGUGCCUAGUUUAGUACAAGUCGAUGCCAACUCUAAUUAUCCUCCGUCCCAACCACCACCACCACCCAGUCAUCAAACUAGCCAUCAAUCAAGUCACCAUUCUCCGCAACCUAGGUCGCAGCAAUCUGGACAAAGUCUUGGUCAAGGACAGCCCGAAGAAGAUGAUGAUCAUGUCAAAAGACCAAUGAAUGCAUUUAUGGUAUGGUCAAGAACAGAAAGGAGAAAACUGGCCCUAAAAUAUCCAAACAUGUUGAAUUGUGAGAUCAGUAAAUUGCUUGGAGCGGAAUGGAGCCGUAUGAAUGAAGAAGAAAAAUCACCAUACAUUCAAGAAAGCAAACGACUUCGUACAAUCCAUAGCCAAAAAUAUCCAGAUUAUUCUUACAAGCCUAGAAGACGAAAGCGCAAAGUUACGCAAAGCCAAACGGUUUAUCCGCCUAUUAAUUUCCCGUCCGGUGCAACAGCUUUGCCACCGUACCAAUUCUCAGGAUCCGGAUAUGGUAAAAUGCCAAGUGAUGCAUUUAAAAUGCCUGGUUUUGCUGACAAUGGUUAUCAAGUUCCUUUACAAGAUCCCAAUAAAGCAUUGAACUAUUUAAACGCAAUGGCUCUUCCAGCUGACAUGAAAUCAUACUACAACAUGACCGCGCCCGGUUCAAAUAUGUUCUCUCCGGCAACAAGCAAUUACUCCUCGCUUUCUUUGGGUGGACCCAGCUCUCAGAACAGUCUGUAUUCAUCACAAAGUAAUUACAUGCCUCCAUUAUUUAAGGAUCAUCAGUUUUAGCGAAUCGGAAUGAUUUUUGGAUCAGUUUUUUCCGUAUUUAGUUUAAGAUGCUUGUUUACCUUUUUUGCUUUUGUAUAUACUAAUUUUUUAUUCACAAUCGAAGCUCAGGUGCUCUUUUUUUACAUUUUUAUGUUUCUUAAAAAUAAAACAAAGGGCAUCUAUUUUAGUGUAUAGAACAUUUGGAAUUGCUGGCAAUUGCUUAACAAAUUACUGGAAUUAUAUUGAUAUUAAAUAAUUCUCUACAGUAAAAUAACAGUGGACUCUCAGUUAUUCAAUCUUCUAUAUAUUUGAAAUUCUUGUGAUUCGAAGCAAAUCAAAUAAUCACUCUAAAUGAUUUAAUAUCUGUUACAACUCAUAUCUCUUGGAAUUUUUGUAAAAACUGACUAUCCACUGAAUGAUAAAUUUUUGAUAAGACUUGACGAACUUAAUGAAAAUAAAAUUUAUUGUUGCUUUUUUGACGUGGGAAAAGGUAUGUUUUAAAAGCUACUUUUUUUGUACCGCAAAUAUUAUAGAUAGCCAAAUAAAAUGCUAUAUUAGAAGCAAGAUUUACUUAGUAGUAAAAACUAUUCACCAAGAACCACUUGUAAAAAAGUCUUUUUGUUACUGAAGCCUAAGUCGCAAUUCGAGGGGUUAUUCAAAGAUGACUGGCGUGAGGGAAACCAAGCCAUUUUAUAAGGCAACUCAGUCAAUGUCACCACGAAGAUCACCUGAUAGCCUACCCCACUGGCAAGGCUAUGUAGGGGACACUUUUUUCGCACAUAGCGAGACCAUAAAAUAAUCAUUUAUAUGAAUUUUUUGCACAUAGUUUUUUUAUCCAUUGCUAAACUCGUUUGUUUGUAUUAUAUUAGAAUGGAAAUUUAUUUAUUUACUUCGUUUAUUAAUAAUGACUUUCACAUAUAUAAAUAAUUAUAAAAUCUUUUUAAAUUUCUGUAUAUAUACAUUUUCACUUUAAAAAAUCGAAAGUUUUUGGAAAUAUAUAAAUGUAUUGAAA
Hydractinia symbiolongicarpus is the source of this 2127-nucleotide messenger RNA. RefSeq names its product transcription factor Sox-14-like. Lineage: Eukaryota; Metazoa; Cnidaria; Hydrozoa; Anthoathecata; Hydractiniidae. Gene Ontology annotation, molecular function: RNA polymerase II cis-regulatory region sequence-specific DNA binding; DNA-binding transcription factor activity, RNA polymerase II-specific. Gene Ontology annotation, biological process: regulation of DNA-templated transcription; anatomical structure morphogenesis; cell differentiation. Bases 231 to 1136 code for a protein of 301 amino acids. The record is from RefSeq and is a predicted model, not a curated record. The transcript has 3 exons.